Coregonus sp. 'balchen' is the source of this 3915-nucleotide messenger RNA. Lineage: Eukaryota; Metazoa; Chordata; Actinopteri; Salmoniformes; Salmonidae. The record is from the annotation of a GenBank genome assembly.
GGCGUGGGAAGGAGGCGUGAGAAGAAGGCGUGAGAAAGAUGAUUGCUCGAGCUCUUGCACAUGCGUCGUGACUCGUGAAGCUUCAGUGCGUGUCAUAGCAACCGGAGAGAACAACAUGGUGAGUUGUUUAGCUGCUAAAAUGCUAUCAGUGACUUGCUAGCUAAAAAUAUACUUUUUCACAAUUUUGUUUUCACCCAAUCAAUGUUAACGUUUUAGCUAUAGUACUGAUUAAAUGUUUGCUAGCUACAGUCAUAAAAGUAUGGAGAAAAAAAUGUAUGCACUAACUAACUGUAAGUCGCUCUGGAUAAGAGCGUCUGCCAAAUGACUAAAAUGUAAAAUGUAAAUAAACACGAACGACUCACGAAUCUCAGCCCCAUCUAACGCGUUAACUUUAGCUAGCUGAACGACGUUAGCUAACGUUAACCUGGGAAAGGGCUAUAAGGACACGCCUGACGCCCAAACCGAUAUUUCCUUUCAGAAUGUAUCAAGAUUAGGUAAGGGUUAGGGUUAAGGGUUUGGUUAAGUUUAGGUUCAGUGUUCGGUUUUUAGGUUUAAGCGUCAGCUGUGUCCAUAUAUAGUCUCUCCCAACCUGUCUGCUAGGAACUAGGAAAUAGAUCAACUCGUGCUAAAAUGUGAAGAUGGCUAGCCAGCUACUGCUAACGUUAGCUAGCUUGCUACCUAACGUUAGCUACAGACACUCUAAACUAACGUUAGCCUGCUAUGUUCUGUUUACGUUAGCUUUGCUAUGCUCUGAAUGAUUGAUUUGUGCAUGAUGAAAGUAUCUAAAUGACAGCUGCUUGUCAGUGGCUAGCUAGCUAGCUAACAUGUAUAACAUGAAAAUAAGCUAGGCAUAACGCUGUUAUAAACGUAUUUUAUGCAAAGGCCAGUCAUAGCUGCAACAGUAUAGCUACACGAUUAGCUAAUGGAUUUGCAUGACUACUGACUGAGAUUUUAUCAGUUGAACUAAAAGUUUGUAUUAUUGUGUCACAGGCAAAACCAACAACCAUAAAAGAAGCCCUUGUCAAAUGGGUAAGUGCAUCAGAGCUCUCGCUUAGCCUGGUCCCAGAUCAGUUCUGUUUGGGCUGUUUUGUCAACUCUCAUGGCAAUGGCCAUAGGAUUUGGCAUUACAGCACAAACAGAUCUUGGACCAGUCUAGCUCUCUCCUACAUUAAAAAGGAGAACAGCCACUGACAUUUGUUGGCGACCUUGUGUGAUUUCAACAGGAGGAGAAGGCAGGAGAGAAGGUGGGGGAGGCGAAAGCAGUAAAGCUGUAUGGUCAGAUUCCUCCUAUUGAGAAGAUGGAUGCUUCUCUCUCCACCCUCAUCAACUGCGAGUGAGUGAAACCUUAUCCCUCUUAAGUCUGAAACCUAAUUUCAUAGUACAAAGAUAGUAAUUCAAUAUGGGAAUAUCUGGGGCUCUUUUCAUUUAUACAUCUGAUUCUCCUCUGUUAAACUUUAUCCAGCUUCCAUCUGAAACCUCAUUUCAUAGAACAAGGGUGGUCACACUCACACACACUCUAUAAAUAAGAAUGUUAGGCUGCUGAUCUUUUCUUCUAUAAAUCUGAUUAUCCACUCAUCUUCCUGUCACUGUGUUCUUCUGAACAGAAAAUUGUCCCUGUCUACAAACUGCAUUGAGAAAAUUGCCAACUUGAAUGGCCUCAGUGAGUAUGCAUCACACUAAUGUGUCUUCAUGGAAACAACACUUCACCUAUGGCCUUUAAUGUAAACAGAGAGAUAAAAACGUGUCUCUGAAAGGUGUAAUAAUUUAAAAAGCUGAGGUGUGAUGCCUUUUCUCUAUCUCACAGAAAACCUACGGAUAUUAUCACUGGGACGGAACAACAUCAAGAAUCUAAACGGACUGGUGAUUAUGGCAAUUUUGUGAUAUAGUAUAUUAGUUGUUACUAUGUUGUAAUCUUGGCCCAAGAAUGUUCUUGCAUAGGAUAAGAAAUGUAAAUGUUUACUCAGCUUGUCCUGUCUGUCUCUGCAGGAAGCUGUUGGUGACACGCUAGAAGAACUCUGGAUUUCCUACAACCUGAUAGAGAAGCUCAAAGGAAUUCAUGUUAUGAAGAAGCUCAAGGUUCUCUACAUGUCGAACAACCUGGUCAAGGAGUGGGGUAAGCAAUGAUUUAAUUUCCAUGGGCAAAGAAUGUGCCAUGUUGCCAUAGUCAUGGAACACUGGUCACUUUAAUAAUGUUUACAUACUAUUUAUAUAUCUACUGCUGUACUAAAUUUGUGAUUAUGUUUUAAAAUUGUUAUUAUUGUGUGUGUGUGUUGAUAUUUAUUGCAUUGAUCGAUAGGAACUAGGAACAUAAGCAUUUCGCAGCACCCGCCAUAACACCUGCUAAACUGUGUACACGACCAAUAAAAUGUGAUUUGAUUUUGAUGUUAGCUACACUACACUAUGUUUGUGGUUGCAUGCACAGUCACUUCCGUGUCUGUGUUGUGGAGAAAAUGCCCCACCUCAGUGAAUUGUACCAUGGGAAUAACAGUGGUAAUUACAAUGGUAAUAUCCUCAUUAUGAUGCCUGCCUCAUGAAUAUAGUCAAUUCUGAUAACAUGUUUAAUGGUCGCCAUUACAACUGUGGUUUUCCAUUACAGCUGAGUUUCUGAAGCUAGCUGACCUUCCAUCCCUAGUGGACAUGGUGUUUGUGGGAAACCCUCUGGAGGAGAAAUACUCAGCUGAGGGGAACUGGAUAGAAGAGGCCACCAAGAGGCUGCCCAAGCUGAAGAAACUAGAUGGUAAGACAGUCCACAUCCUAUUUGUUUUCUCUAAUAGGAUGUAAUAUUCCUAGGACUGUAUUGAUGUCAUCCUAAGCUACUUACAUACUAUCGGGCUGAUCCAAACUACACUAUUUUGAGCAGAUCUUCAGAUAGUGUGGCUCAGUAUAGAACAGCCUGCUGUCAUUUCACAUUGCUUAUUUCAGUCGUUUUUGCUAUUGAUGUGUCAACAAUCCUAACAGCUUUGGUCUCCAUCUCUCUCCUCUUUAGGGAACCCAGUGAUCAAGGCGGAUGAUGACGACGAGGGAGACAGUUAACACAUUACAUUUCAUCUCUUACAGUUUACAGGUUGUUGUUUUUAGAAUGUUUUUAUUGAAAUGGUUUCUAUACCAGCAUCAUUGAGAAUCAAUCCACCAGGCAAUAUCCUAUUAUCAUUUUUUUCUCUCUUUUUAGAUGUUGAAUAAGCUAAUUCCACUGGUUGGGAGAUGACCUCUCAUAGAAGCACAUUGCUGAUACUUUUACGUCUCAAUAGAUGUCAUGAAAUAAAAAGUAAUACGAAAGAGGCAGUACAGUUACAACGUUUGAUGUCAUGUAUGUAUGUCACUGUAUGAAACAGCCUCCUCUGGGGUAACUACACAAACAUUCUAAAAGGUACAAGUUACAUUCCCAUUGGUCUUGUCCACCAGCCGGCUCUCUAGCCUGGGGACAACGUUACAUUCCCAUUCGUGAGCGAGAUAUUUUGUAUUUAUUUUUAAGCAACCAACCAAGGCAGGCUAUGUGCCUGUUGAUGCCCUACUCCAAAAAAUACAUUUAAAUUUUUCUAUGGGUGCUGAUGGUCUUAUUUUCACAUGAUUCCUGACUCACACUCGGCUUGCGUGCAUAAAGGACGUACGUUUCAGACCUGUUUGCAGCCAUGAAGGAGGAAUAUGAGGUUGCACACAAAACGGGGUGAAGUCCAGGGGAGAACAAUUUGAAGUGUUUUCUGGGCAUGAAUGAAUACUGUAUUUUAAAAAGAUGGAAGAAUAACUAAAUCUAUAUAUAUAUAGCUCUAGUCUUAGCUAAUAGUACAUGAAUGUUUUGUAAAGUGAUUUUUUUUCUUAUAUUUGUAAAUUAUUAGGCAUGUUUGUAUAAAAUGAAUACAUACUGAGAUGUUUAUGAUUUUUUUAAAUGACAUUUUAAAUGUUGAAAUUUGGUAUGUU